This is a messenger RNA of Lonchura striata (white-rumped munia), 986 nucleotides long. It is a transcript of the gene LY96, whose product is annotated as lymphocyte antigen 96. Gene Ontology annotation, biological process: positive regulation of lipopolysaccharide-mediated signaling pathway; innate immune response; cellular response to lipopolysaccharide. The record is from RefSeq and is a predicted model, not a curated record. Gene Ontology annotation, molecular function: Toll-like receptor 4 binding; lipopolysaccharide immune receptor activity; lipopolysaccharide binding. Lineage: Eukaryota; Metazoa; Chordata; Aves; Passeriformes; Estrildidae. Gene Ontology annotation, cellular component: lipopolysaccharide receptor complex.
AGUUUUAUACCAUCGAAUACUGAGCAAAAAAAGUAAAACUAUGUUUGGACUCAUUUUGUUCAUUUUAUUCACCCCCGGAGUCAGUGAAUUAAUUUGUACAUCAUCUGAUCUUGAAAUGUCAUAUACUUUUUGUGAUUCUAUGGCUCAGGCUUUCAUGUUUAAUCUGACACCUUGCAGCGUGACCAACGAACAUGUCUGGAAGGCUGCUCUUACCUGGAUUCCAAGAAGUGACAUCCACUUUUUGAAGAUUGUCUUCAAUGUCUGGUACGAUGGUGCCAAAGCGCUCUUCUGGAAAGAACUCCUCUGCAGCGGAGCUGACGAUGAAUACUCAGUGUGUGGAACACUGAAAGGAGAAACACUUGCAUCAGCAUUUGACAUUAAAGGCUCAAGAAUAGCAUUUCCAAAGGGCAAUUAUAGUAUUGUUGUGCAAGGAUUCUCUGAUGAUUCUGAGAAUAAUAUGGUCAUAUGCUUGAAUUUCACCAUGAUAGUAAAACAAGAUCUUUUCUGAGUGCAACAAACUUCUCAAAUAAUUCCAGAACAUGGAGAUCACUUCUGUAAGCAACUAGAAUCCAAGCUCUGAAAUAAUAUGCAUUCUGAAUUUCCUGAAGCAGAAUAUAUCAUGUGCUAUCUGGGAAGCUUUAUAGUCUUACUCAUUUGUAGCACAGCCAUAAUCAGUUGCUCGGCCAACGUGCACCAAAUCUCUGGGAAUCAGCUAUCCUGGUUAAGCCACAGAACUACCCUGACUUGAUGUCAGUCUGGACUUGCAUUUUAGUGCUGUGCCUUGAGUUACAAAAAAGUUGAUCCUUCAGGCUGACAUAAAGUAAUCAAGAAUUUUGAAGUGCAAGAAUCAGAAGUUCAUCAGUAUUCAAUUUAAAAUAACACAGCAAUUGAAUUUGGGAAUCCUGCUGUGAGGUGGUAAGGGUGUUUUUUGGGUUUGUUUGGGUUAUUUUCUUUUCUUGUAACAAUAAAACUUGUACAAUCAAUCA